CAAAUAAACGUAGAAAAAUAGAAAGAACAAAAGCCUAUUCUUCAUCUGCCUCUUCUUCGGUUUCUUCCUUUGCCAUAUCUCUCGCUCUCUUCAACAAGAAAAAAAAAAAAAAAAAGAGAAAAAUGAAGAAAGAAACUGUCUGAGGAAGAGCUAAAUUAGCAUUUUUUAAAAUCCGAAUUUGGUCCCUCAAUUUCCACUUUCCUUUUGGAAAACACCCCGUUAUUUCAUUUCCUUGUUUUGUCACUUCAACAGGAACUCAAAAGAACCCAUUUAAAAGCUAUAGUUUUUCUCCCUUUUUUUUUUUUUGGUAAAAAUGGAAUCUUUUUCCAUAAAAUAGAUAAAAAAAACUAACACCCAACUGGCUAUUUUGUCCCAACAGAUAAGCUUGAUUUGCUUUAAAAAGCAGCAUCGGUUUCUUCAACAGAUCCUCUUCCAAAGUAAAAUCUCCCUUGAGUUCAUAUAGUGUAAGUUUAUUGGCUAAAGAUUUGGUUUUCCUUCUGGGGUUCUAGUUUUAUUUGUAAUUUUUAUUUUGUGUUGAAAUUGUGGUUCUAUUUCGUGGGUUAUUUUUGGUUGGUGUAAAGAAUUAGUUGAAUCUUCAUUAAAGUGCAAAUUCUUUGUUUAUAUUAUAAGAAAGUGAGGAUUUUUGGGUUUUCAGGGGAAUGGAAUCGAUUUUCGAUUCGAUUUAGAUAUUAAAAGAAGCUCUUUUCACCCUUUGUGUUGGCUGAAGAUUUGUUUUUUCAUUUUUUUUUUUUUGGUGUGUUGAAUAUUGUACUUGUUGAAUCUCGAUAGAGAAGGAGAGAGAGUUUCGGGGAGUUUGUAUUUAAGAGUGAGGAGUUUUUGAGGUGGUAGGAGUAAUGGUGUCUAAAAAUGAUCCGAUUGAAUCGAUUUCAAAUUCGAUUCAAUUAAUAAAAGAAGCAUUUUUACCUCUUGAAUUGGGUGUUAAGAAAGCUGCAAAAGAUCUUGAAAGUUGUUGGGGGGUGUCAAAUGAUAAAGGAAAUAAUCUUGAAUUGAUUGCCCAAUUGAAUGGUAGUGAUAGGGAUAGUAAGGUUCAAAUCUUUGGUAUGAAGAAGUGUAAUGGUAGUUUUGGUAGUGGUGUUGCUAAUGGGCAGUAUUCUGUUGGUGGUGAAGAGAGAAAGAAAGGGCUUUCUAUUAAGGUUCCCAUCAAGGCUUUUAUAGGAAUGUUUUCGCCGGCAAAUGGGCAGAACAGUGAGAAGGUUGAGUUAGUUAGGAAAGGAUUGAAACAAAAGGAUGCGGAUAGAGAUGAAGGGUGUUGUAUUAAUUGCUUUCAGUUUGUAGUGACUUGGUCAGUGUUGGUUAACAGUUUUGUCCAGGCUAUACCAAGCUCGUUUAAGUCAGGGAGGAAAAGAAUUCAGAAAAUGGGUGACAAAGAUAAAGGGUGUCGAAAUUCUUCUACUCAUGACAUGAAAUCAAAGGCUCCAUUUGAGUUUAAGUGUAGAAAGGCAAGGGCUCAGUUUAUUGCAAAGAAUGAGGGUAUGGAGCAUAAUGAUGGCAAUCAUGUAUCAUUUGAAUGCUUUAUAGGGUUUAUAUUUGAUCAGUUGACUCAAAAUCUUCAGAAGUUUGAUAAACUUCUACAGGAAAGUAAUCAGAAGCAUUUUGAUUGUCGACAGGCUCCAUCUUCUCCUUCUCAGCUUGAUCACUUUAAAGCAGUGACAAGUAUUUGGGAAGGUCGAAAAGUUAAUGUAAAUGGGUUUUUGGGAAAUUUGAAGUUUGCCAGAGUGGGAGGUGUUCCAUCAGGUAUAGUUGGAGUUGCUUCUUCAGUGAACGAAGAGGGUGGUGAUGGUGUUAGUGCUGGCAGUAGGGAAGAAACAGGUAGUCACUCCCCACAGAAACUGGCCAGUGGGAUACUUGGUAUUCCUCUAUCAAAUGUGGAGCGUUUGAGAUCCACCUUAUCCGCUGUCUCACUGACGGAAUUGAUUGAGCUUCUACCACCUUUGGGCCGCUCUUCACAAGACCAUCCUGACAAGAAGAAAUUAUUCUCUGUCCAGGAUUUCUUCAGAUAUACAGAGUCUGAAGGGAGGAGGUUCUUUGAAGAACUGGAUAGAGAUGGUGAUGGACAAGUAAAUUUAGAAGAUCUUGAAGUUGCUGUGAGAAAAAGAAAACUGCCACGGAGUUAUGCUCGGGAAUUCAUGCGCCGCACUAGAAGUCAUCUAUUGUCAAAAUCUUUCGGUUGGAAGCAGUUUUUGUCCUUGAUGGAACAGAAGGAGCCAACUAUUCUUCGAGCAUAUACUUCUCUCUGUUUAAGCAAGUCCGGGACCCUCCAAAAAAGUGAAAUAUUGGCAUCUCUUAAAAAUGCUGGACUUCCAGCAAAUGAAGACAAUGCUGUUGCUAUGAUGCGAUUUUUGAAUGCAGAUUCUGAAGAAUCUAUUUCAUAUGGACACUUCCGCAAUUUUAUGCUUCUGUUGCCUUCUGAUCGACUACUUCAAGAUGAUCCUCGGAAUAUCUGGUUUGAAGCUGCAACCGUCGUUGCUGUUGCACCACCUGUGGAAAUACCAGCUGGAAGUGUUCUUAAAUCUGCAUUGGCAGGGGGUCUUUCAUGUGCACUUUCCACAUCUUUAAUGCACCCAGUUGAUACUAUAAAGACUCGGGUGCAAGCAUCAACCCUGACCUUCCCAGAAAUUAUUUCAAAGCUUCCACAAAUUGGUGUACGGGGGUUAUAUAGGGGUUCAAUCCCUGCAAUUCUUGGACAAUUUUCAAGCCAUGGCCUGCGAACAGGAAUAUUUGAAGCAAGUAAGCUUGUACUGAUCAACGUUGCUCCAAACCUCCCUGACAUCCAGGUUCAAUCCAUGGCAUCCUUCUGCAGCACAUUUUUGGGAACAGCAGUGAGGAUUCCUUGUGAGGUACUAAAGCAGCGUUUGCAGGCUGGCCUUUUUGACAAUGUUGGAGAAGCUCUUGUUGGUACUUGGCACCAGGAUGGUCUGAAGGGUUUUUUCCGUGGGACCGGGGCCACUCUUUGUCGUGAGGUGCCAUUCUAUGUUGCUGGGAUGGGCCUUUAUGCUGAAUCCAAGAAGCUUGCCCAGCAACUUCUGAGACGGGAACUGGAACCUUGGGAAACGAUUGCCGUUGGAGCUUUAUCUGGAGGGUUAGCUGCUGUGGUCACUACACCUUUUGAUGUCAUGAAAACUAGAAUGAUGACUGCUCCAGGGGGCCGACCCAUAUCAAUGUCAAUGGUAGCCUUUUCUAUACUCCGCCAUGAGGGACCUCUCGGUCUGUUUAAAGGAGCAGUACCCCGGUUUUUCUGGAUUGCUCCCUUAGGCGCCAUGAACUUUGCCGGCUAUGAGUUGGCAAGGAAGGCCAUGGACAAAAAUGAAGACGUGGCUUCCAGUCAACUCUCCCAAAAGAAAUUGGCUAAUUCUGGGUAGAUACAAAUCCUUCUAUAGUAAGAACAUAAUCUACAAAUGGCCUCUGGGUUUUUGUUAGUGGUCAAAGUAACUGAAUGCUGUCGGAAAUUUUGGUGCCUUUCCCCCAUAACUAUCAGCAGCAAGUUCUUAAAAUUUAAUUUGUCGACAACACCUUUUUACUAGAACAUUGUAAUUUCUUACAGUUUACACAUUUUGUAACCCCAGGCUUCUUUUGAAUCAAUAUUUGAUCUGCCAGGGGAGUGGUGGGUCAGAUAUGCUGAUCAGCUCUUGGGUUAAACUUGUAUCUUGAAUCCAGUUUUCGUUAUUUCGUGUACAUUCUUUGUGCUGUAAUUGUUCUUUGCUUCAAUUGUAUACAUAAUAAAAGGGGUAGCUUCAUA
Molecule: messenger RNA, 3757 nt
Organism: Durio zibethinus
Lineage: Eukaryota; Viridiplantae; Streptophyta; Magnoliopsida; Malvales; Malvaceae
Biological process (GO): transmembrane transport
Molecular function (GO): calcium ion binding
Source: RefSeq, a predicted model, not a curated record